AUGUCACUUAAGGUUCAGAACUACACUUGUCCUUUAUCAACUGGCAUCAGUUGUCUGAGUAAAACUUUACCUCAGAAGGUCGUCUCUGAUUCAAUGAGCUUUCAGUUGAGCAAUACAAAAUCUAAGACCCAGAAUACUGGGUUCCAUAAUUUGGAGAGGAAAAUACUAUUGAAGAUAUUUUGUAAUCUUAAUGAGCGACAACUAAUGUUUUCUGUCUGUGGAGUUUGCCGGCAUUGGUAUACUGUUGCACCUGAGGAAAUAGAGACCGUCAAGAUGUGUAAUUUUUUAUGGAAAAGUCCAAAAUUGGAAAAACUCUCCUUAAAUGAUAUGAAAAAUCCUACAACCGUGAUCAGGCAAAUGUGUAGAUGCAAUCGCUCUGUAAAACAUUUAGCUAUCAAAAACUGCUGUGGAGAACAAAAUGAAAAAAUACCUGAGGACGUUCUGAGAAACAUUUUACACUCUUGCAGAAAUUUAGAGUCUCUGAAUUUGAAGGGCACGCAGUUCUCUUCUGUAAGGUGUUUAUUAGUUUGUAGGAAGUUUUACCACGAGUUAGCAAAUUUGCCAAGACUUCGGAAAUUGAAUCUUAGUCACAAUAAAUAUUUGAAUGCUAAACACCUAAUGGCUAUAGCUUUGAACUGUCGUAAUCUUGAAGAUAUAUCACUUACUAGAGCACCAAACAGUCCAAACACACUUCAGGUCUCUGACCAAGAUACAGUCUUCUUUUUUAAAAAAUUAUCUAACUCUUUGAAGUGUGUUGAUUUUGAUACCACAGGACUGACUGCUCCUUCUUUCCAGGCCAUAUUGAGCUGCCCUAAUCUAGAGCGGUUGAGUCUUCGCCACGCUUCAUUCCUUUCUGGUGAAAUAUUUUGCAACAAGCUCAUAAAGCUACGCAAUUUGAAGCAACUACGUUUAACUCACGCUUAUCAAUUGAUUUCCGACCAUUUCAUACUUCUCAGCAGAGCCCGUACUUUUGAUCAAUUGAAUCUUCUUGAUCUUUCUGGUUGCAUGAGAAUUAAUGAUUGUGGUCUUAGAUGUGUGUUGCAGCAUUGUAAAGAUAAGCUCACUCAUCUUAGCUUGCAGUCAUGCAAGUCAAUGACUGAUCUCAACUUUGUAUUUGAUAAUUGCUCUAAAUUAGUGUAUCUGAAUAUUGCCCAUAUUUUCAGUCCAGAUCCAAUGUGCUUCAAGACUUUAUUUCCAAUAGUUCCAAAAUUGAAAAUACUUAUUGUAGACACUAAGAUAUUGCCUGAUUCUGACUUGAUGAGGCUUCACACCCAUGUGCCCAAGUUAAAAUUAAUACGUUCCAUGUCAGAGUUUCAUGAGGAUGAACUACCGGUCUAUUUGGCAAAGACAAUGACUAUUUCUCACCCCAUAUGA
Athalia rosae (coleseed sawfly) is the source of this 1374-nucleotide messenger RNA. RefSeq names its product SCF E3 ubiquitin ligase complex F-box protein grrA-like. NCBI's taxonomy places the organism in Eukaryota, Metazoa, Arthropoda, Insecta, Hymenoptera, Athaliidae. Gene Ontology annotation, molecular function: protein binding. Bases 1 to 1374 code for a protein of 457 amino acids. The record is from RefSeq and is a predicted model, not a curated record. The transcript is spliced from 4 exons.